Messenger RNA from Exophiala mesophila, 1674 nucleotides. RefSeq lists its product as uncharacterized. The record is from RefSeq and is a predicted model, not a curated record. NCBI's taxonomy places the organism in Eukaryota, Fungi, Ascomycota, Eurotiomycetes, Chaetothyriales, Herpotrichiellaceae. Bases 111 to 803 code for a protein of 230 amino acids. The transcript has a single exon.
ACGUCGGCAGGCUUCGAGGCUCGAACCACUCACUUGUCGCGUGCCCAUCCCAUCCCUGGAACCAAACUAACUAAGCUCCUGCAAGGAGUGGUCUGCGCGAACAGCCUAAAAUGUGUCCUCCAAGCGAGACAACCGCUCCAUCUGCCGCCGGACCUGAAACCUCCCUGAUACCAUCUGCAGAGGUUGAUGCUCUCAAGCGACUGUGCCCCCAGUCUGGCCCAAGCACAGCGUUAUUGGACCAUGUGCUGUCGGUGCUGCCGCUGGCCAUCGUUCACCACAGCUUACGAGUCUAUCUGUUUGCCAAAUGGCUGGCAGAUAAGGAGCACGACCCCUUGGCCGACAGUGACCUGCUUUUUGCCGCAGCUAUUGGUCAUGACCUUGGAGCAUGCAGACAGCACAGUAACACUUCUGAGCGCUUCGAGGUCGAAGGUGCAGAUGCCACUGUGAGCAUUCUGACUAAACAUGGAGUUUCGGCUGUCGACGCUCGUCAAGUUUGGACUGCCAUUGCCCUGCACACUUCCCCCCACAUCGCUGAGAGGAUCACGCCGCUGGCUAGGCUGGUCCGACUGGGUGUCUUGAUUGAUUUUCGUCCACUUUCUCGCGAAUCAUAUGCCGCCGUCGAGUAUGGCAAGGAGAUUGAGACCAAACUUGCACGAUUGAACAUUGAGAAAAUCCUGGGCGAUGCUGUAGUUGAGCAAGCUCUCCAAAACCCCGCAAAGGCCCCUCCGGCUUCAUGGCCCAACAAUCUCUACAAGGCAUAUCUUGAAGACCCUACUUGGAUAGGAACUAACCGAGGCUUUUGACCCUUCUCAUUUUGAUCUUUUGGGAUGGCUAUCUACAGCUGGAGACGUCUUCCAAUGGCUCCAAAGCAUAUGCUGGUGCAGAAGAGAAUGCUAGCGAGCCAAGUGUACACACCAAUCUGUUCAGAAGCCGCGGACUGAUGGAUUGCGGGCAGUGGUACAAAGUUGGGGUCGACUAGAAGCAGAACCACCGUGCCGACUAUGCUGACGACAGCGGAGAAUGCAAAGCCUGGUAGAGAUCGAUCGAUAAUAUACCACAGGACAGGGUUAGCUAGAGCCAAAGUCAAUGCCACCUGAAGUGUUGACUGCCAUGGAAGUCGUCGCUGCAAUAACUCAUUAGCAAAGACGAUGCAUUCAUGGCCUUGGUCGCUUAAUCACUCACCACUGCAAAGGCAAUUCCUACAAAAGCACCUAUACUUCGAACGGCAGAGUACCAGAUUGGUCCGGUAUUGCUGUCAAAAGAAGAUCCGGAUUCAGCCCCAGAUGCAUUGGCAGCUUUGGGUUUGGCCGAUCGAGAUUUCGACGGGACUUGCUCAUCGGACAAGGCGGGAGAAAUGGAAUUUUCCCACAACGCGUCGACCGCUGGUAAUGCAUGUCCAAGCAGGAUGCCGAAUACACCCCACGAUAAUUGAUAGUAAAGAGAAUCGCGCUCGACAUCAACUAAGGGGAUGGUUUUGAUUCGUUGGGUUCGAUGUAGGUGUGUGACAAUAGAGCCGUAUCCCACGCCGAAUGCAAAUAAAAGGCCUGUCUGCACAACCAACGGAAGCCAGUAUCCACGAAAUCCAUGUCUUUGGACUUUGGGCUUGGUCAUUUGAGUUGGCUCGUCCCAACCCAAGGGGCUAUUUGAGGGUAUGUAAUCAUCGAUGCUACGCCG